Molecule: messenger RNA, 2528 nt
Organism: Hyposmocoma kahamanoa
Lineage: Eukaryota; Metazoa; Arthropoda; Insecta; Lepidoptera; Cosmopterigidae
Product: probable peroxisomal acyl-coenzyme A oxidase 1
Exons: 14
Coding region: 207-2213 (668 amino acids)
Biological process (GO): fatty acid beta-oxidation using acyl-CoA oxidase; lipid homeostasis
Cellular component (GO): peroxisome
Molecular function (GO): fatty acid binding; FAD binding; acyl-CoA oxidase activity
Source: RefSeq, a predicted model, not a curated record
CUCUACUGCUUGUUAACAUUUUAGUACAAGAUGUGAAAUGUGACCAAAAUGUAGAGAAGACCCCGUGUAAUAAACAUUGUGCAUUACUUAAUGCGCACAAUAAAAUUGUCUAAUCGCAUCGUAAAAUUUUCCAUGAACAUUUAAUCGGUGCUCGUAAGGAUUGUAGACUGGUUGGAUUUUGGCGUGAAAAAAAUAUAUAAAUAAAAAUGGCCAGUGGGAAGAUAAAUGAGGACUUAUUGCGAGAGAGGAAGAAGUGCAUAUUCAAUGUGCAGGAACUGAUUAACAUUGUUGAUGGUGGCGAGAAGAUGACAAAGAUGCGAAAGGAAGUUGAAACCAUCGUAUUCAACACGAAAGAACUUUGGGAUGAUGUCCCUGAAGAAUACCUCAGUCACAAGGAAAGAUACGAGCUUGCUGUCAAGAAGGCUUGCAUUCUCUAUGAGAUACUCAAAGACCAUAUUUUGGAGCAUUCUGGAUUUGAGGACUUCGCACCCUCAAAUACGUACAGAGUACUAAGCAGUACAAUCAAGGAUAUUACACCACUCAUGUUGCACAUGGGCAUGUUUGUGCCCACUAUCCUUGGACAGGCAUCACCUGAACAGCUAGCUAAAUGGCUACCUUUGGCAUUGAAUUUGCAUUAUAUUGGAACUUAUGCUCAAACUGAGCUUGGUCACGGAACGUUCCUUAGAGGAUUGGAAACAACGGCUACUUACGAUCCAAAAACAGAAGAGUUCAUUCUUCACAGCCCUACGCUUACUUCUUACAAAUGGUGGCCUGGCGGAUUGGCUCAUACUGCUAACCAUUGCAUCGUGGUAGCUCAACUGCACACUAAAGGAGAAUUUCAAGGUAUCUACCCGUUCUUCGUACAGAUCAGAGACAUCGAAACACACAUGCCUCUUCCGGGUAUCAGUGUUGGAGAAAUUGGUCCAAAACAAGGUUUUCAGACUGCUAACAAUGGAUUUCUUGGCUUUGACCAUUUUAGGAUACCUAGGGAGAACAUGCUCAUGAAGAACGCUCAAGUUUUGAAGGAUGGCACAAUGGUCAAGUCAACGAAUGACAAGUUGACAUACGGAACGAUGGUGUUCGUGAGAGUAAGCAUUGUUAACGAUGUCUCAUUCGAGAUAGCCAGAGCAGUUACAAUUGCUGUUCGUUACGCUGCUGUGAGGCACCAGUCGCAGUUGAAGCCUAAUCAACCAGAGCCCCAGAUCAUUGAUUACGUGACGCAGCAGCACAAGUUGUUCGUCCCUAUUGCCACCAGUCACGCCUUCAGAAUUGUCGGUGAUUGGUUGUGGAAAACUUUCGCGUCUUUCAACCGUGAUAUGAAGCUUGGUAACACGGAACAACUGCCUGAGCUGCAUGCUCUUGCUUGUUGUAUGAAAGCAGUGUGUAGCAAAGACGCGUCAAUCUGCGUGGAGCAGUGCCGUUGGGCUUGCGGCGGUCACGGUUACAUGACAUCGUCGAAUCUGCCCAUAAUCUACGGUGUCACUACCGCCAGUGUCACUUACGAGGGCGAGUACACUGUCAUGCUACUGCAGACAGCAAGAUAUCUAGUCAAAGCUUGGAAGCAAGCUCUCGAAGGCAAGGCAAUGACGCCAACAGUUGGUUACAUGUUAAACUUCCUCAACAAUAACAAUGUCAGAUGGGACAAUACUCCCGAAGGUAUCAUCAGGGGACUACAAGCGGUUGCCGCAGGAAAAACUAAAACGGCCUACGAUUCGAUUAAAAGGCACCAAAGAUCAGGCAAAGAUUACGAAGAUUCUUGGAAUUUAUCGUCCGUUCAACUCGUCAACAGCAGUGAGGCUCAUUGCCGCGCUGUACUCUGCGAAGUGUACUGGCAAGAGACACAGAAGAUUGCAAAGUCAGCAUCUGCUAACCUUGGCAUUGUACUGACACAACUAUCUGAACUGUACCUGGUGUAUUGGGCCAUCGAGAAGACAGGAGAUCUUUUGAUGUUCUCAACAAUAUCCAAGAGCGACAUUUUGAUACUGCAACAGCGAUAUGAAGAACUCCUCGGUCUGAUUCGACCCAAUGCUGUCGGUUUGGUUGACGGAUUUGACCUUGCAGAUAAGAUUCUAAACUCGACGCUCGGUGCCUACGACGGGAUGGUCUACGAGCGUCUUAUGGCUGAGGCAAAGAAGAGUCCUUUAAACGCUGAGCCAGUGAACCAGAGCUUCCAUAAAUACCUCAAACCUCUUAUUAUGAAGGGAAAAUUGUAAAGAAAUAUCAGCAGUAGUUUAAUAUGCUUGAUGUUACAGACUAAUAUGGAAUACCACAGGGCAGGGUUUUGGCAUAGUAUAAGACAGGUAGCAUGUAACUUCCACUUGUUCAGCGCGUCAUUCACCAGUGUAGAGUUGUCACAUUAUUGUUUUAGAUGCGCCUCUUGUUGCAAAACAUAAUUUGAGAAAAACUCGUGCUAUGUUAUUGAAAUAAUCUUUAUUAAAUGCAAUAUUAAACGUAUUGCUUACAUAUUGAUAUUUUUAUACCAGCAUCGAGGAUUAAUAUCUCGAUUAUGGAAUCGAUCAUUCUCGGAC